Halichondria panicea is the source of this 6453-nucleotide messenger RNA. RefSeq lists its product as uncharacterized. Bases 121 to 6351 code for a protein of 2076 amino acids. Lineage: Eukaryota; Metazoa; Porifera; Demospongiae; Suberitida; Halichondriidae. Gene Ontology annotation, biological process: signal transduction. The record is from RefSeq and is a predicted model, not a curated record. Gene Ontology annotation, molecular function: protein binding. The transcript is spliced from 29 exons.
UAGGCCUUGGCCUAGUAGAGGGGCGUUCCCGUAGGCAUUGCAAGAGUUCCCCAGAGCCGAGCCAGAGCCAGGCCCCUAGCCCUUAUAUACUUUGACUUCGUGGACAUGACAUGACAGGAGAUGGCUCUGAAAAUAAAAGAAAUAAGUGCAAAAUUUGGCUGGGAAGGAGGUCCCCUUGACCGUCUCUAUGUGGUUGUUUCCUUUGAAGGAAAGGAGAGACGGACAACCACAGAGAGACUGAUACAUUGGAGCCGGGGCCUACCGAUGUGUACUGUGGACUGGAAUGAGGAGUUAGUGUUUCCACUGAAGGAACCCUUGCAGACCAGCGGUACCCAAUCCCUCAAGCUUGACUUGUACCGAAAUAACAUUACAAUGAGAAAAAAGUUUGUUGGUACAUUGGAUAUCCCACUUGGUCUUCUCGCAAAUGGCAGAUACCAAUCCCCACCACUCUCUUUAAAGAACAAAGAGGGGGAGUCACUGCAGUCUACAGUCAGUGUGACAGUGGAGUAUGAUCCCACUAGCAGUCCUUCCAAGGAGAUACAUGAUGGGUCCCUCACACUAAGAGAGGUGAGAACUGCCAUGUGGGGUGCUCGUGCUGAAUGGUACAACCUAGGGCUUGCGUUGGGACUACCAAUGGAAACACUAGAGGCUAUGAAAGACCACCAUACCUCAAAUAAUCGCUUUAUUACAAUGCUUGGAGAAUGGCUACAGUCCUCGCCUAACCCCACCUGGUCUGAUCUGGUUGGAGCCCUGAGGUUACCACUAGUUAACCGCCCUUUCAUUGCUGAUGAGAUUGAGGUCAUGUACAUCAAGAGUGAUGACUCCUCAGUGCAGGAAAGCAAGGACACAGCAGGGUCUCUCACACUAGGAGAGGCAAGAUCUGCCUUGUGGAGUGCUCGUGCUAGAUGGAAGAGUAUGGGGUUUGAGUUGGGUCUACCAAUGGAAACACUAGAGGCUAUUGAAAAGGAUCUCCGUACCUCAGAAGGUCGCUUAACUGCAAUGCUUAGAGAAUGGCUCAAGUCCUCACACAACUCCACCUGGUCUGAGUUGGUUGCAGCCCUGAGGAGGUCAGCAAUCAUUAAUCGUCCUGACAUUGCUGCUGAGAUUGAGGUCAAGUACAUCAAGGGUGAUGACUCCUCAAUGCAGGAAAGAAAGGACACAGCAGGGUCCCUCACACUAGGAGAGGUGAGAACUGCCUUGUUGGAUGUUCGUGGUGAAUGGUACUACACCCUGGGGCUUGUGUUAGGUCUACCACCCAAAACAGUAAAGGAUAUUCAGAAGGACCACCAUACUCCAGGAGAUCGGUUCGCUACGAUGCUUGGAGAAUGGCUCAAGUCCUCACCCAACCCCACCUGGUCUGAUCUGGUGGAAGCCCUGAGGUCACCAGACAUUAACCGUCCUGACAUUGCUGCUGAGAUUGAGGACAAGUACAUCAAGAGUGAUGACUCCUCAGUGCAGGAAAGCAAGGACACAGCAGAAAGAGAGCAGCCGCAACAGGGUCGAGUUCAACCUCUUAAUAGGUCCCUCACACUAGGAGAAGCGAGAGCUGUCUUGUGGGACGUUCGUGUUAAUUGGUUCAACCUGGGGCUUGCGCUGGGUCUACCACACAGAACACUACAGGCUAUUGAUAAGGACCACCGUGCCUCAGAAGAUUGCUUCACUGCAAUGCUUGGAAAAUGGCUCCAGUCCUCACCCAACCCCACCUGGUCUGAGCUGGUUAAAGCCCUGAGGUCACCAAGUUUUAACCGUCCUGACAUUGCUGAUGAGAUUGAGGACAAGUACAUCAAGAAUGAUGACUCCUCAGUGCAGGAAAGCAAGGACACAGCAGAAAGAGAGCAGCCGCAACAGGGUCGAGUUCAACCUCUUAAUAGGUCCCUCACACUAGGAGAGGUGAGUGCUACCUUGAGGAGUGUUCGUGGUCUUUGGUACCACCUGGGGCUUGCGUUGAAUCUACCAUUCGAAACACUAGAGGAUAUUAGGAACAACCACCAUACCACAGAAGGUUGCUUCACUGCAAUGCUUGAAGAAUGGCUCCAGUCCUCACCUAACCCCACCUGGUCUGAUCUGGUUGAAGCCCUGAGGUCACCACGCAUUGGCCAUCCUGACAUUGCUGCUGAGAUUGAGGUCAAGUACAUCAAGAGUGAUGACUCCUCAGUGCAGGAAAGCAAGGACACAGCAGGGUCUCUCACACUAGGAGAGGUGACAUCUGCCGUGUGGGGUGUUCGUGGUGAAUGGUUUGAGCUGGGGCGUGUGUUGGAUCUAUCAUACAGAACACUUACGACUAUUCGGGAUAACCACCGUACCUCAGAAGGUUGCUUCACUGCAAUGCUUGAAGAAUGGCUCCAGUCCUCACCCAACCCCACCUGGUCUGAGCUGGUUAAAGCCCUGAGGGUACCACUAUAUUUUAACCGGCCUGACAUUGCUGAUAAGAUUGAGGACAAGUACAUCAAGAGUGAUGACACCUCAGUGCAGGAAAGCAAGGACACAGCAGAGUCCCUCACACUAAGAGAGGUGACAGAUGCCUUGUGGAGUGCUCGUUAUAAAUGGAAGAGUCUGGGGCGUGUGUUGGGUCUACAAUCCAGCACAAUAGAGGCUAUUGAGAAGCACUACUUAGUUGGAGAUUACCUCACUAUAAUGCUUGAAGAAUGGCUCCAGUCCUCACCCAACCCCACCUGGUCUGAUCUGGUUAAAGCCCUGAGGUUACCAAUCAUUAACCAUCCUAACAUUGCUGCUGAGAUUGAGGACAAGUACAUCAAGAGUGAUGACUCCUCAGUGCAGGAAAGCAAGGACACAGCAGAAAGAGAGCAGCCGCAACAGGGUGGAGUUCAACCUCUUAAUAGGUCCCUCACACUAGGAGAAGCGAGAGCUGUCUUGUGGGACGUUCGUGUUAAUUGGUUCGACCUGGGGCUUGCGUUGGGUCUACCACACAGAACACUACAGGCUAUUGAUAAGGACCACCAUACCUCAGAAGAUCGCUUCACUGCAAUGCUUGGAAAAUGGCUCCAGUCCUCACCCAACCCCACCUGGUCUGAGCUGGCUAAAGCCCUGAGGUUACCAAUUGUUGACCGUCCUGACAUUGCUGAUGAGAUUGAGGACAAGUACAUCAAGAAUGAUGACUCCUCAGUGCAGGAAAGCAAGGACACAGCAGCCUCUGUUGAAGAGCAGCUGAAAUACGAACACAAGCUGAACGAGUUGCUGACAGAUAAGAAGAACACCAUCAACCUUCGCUACCUUAAACUGUACCUAAUCGGCCUUUCAGGGCUCGGCAAAACCACCUUCCGAAAACGUCUGCUGGGUCAUAUACUUAACCUGGCAUCAAUCCCACCACAAGACAGAGAACGCUGUAGCACUCUUCUUGCCGAGUGUAAUCAAGUCCUGGCUGUGUCAAGUGACUCCAAAUUGAUUCUCAAAGCCUCCACAGAUAUUGACAAUGAAACACAACUGAUUUUCGCUUACUUGAUUGGCCUUCAGCAAGUUCUAAAUGCUGCCAUUUCCAAAGCAGUCGAAUCUGCUGAUCCAACAAAUGAUCCCAUUGAUGAUUUAAAGCUAAAAGAAGAUAUUCAUCCCACAGAUGAAGUGGAUUCAAGCAAAAAGCAUGGAAGCAAACAACCCAAAUCACAGACUCUAGAAACCAAUGUUGACACAAACGAAGCUCAGCCCACAGAGGCAAGUACAAAGCAAGUUCCCCAGGAAGAAGCAAGCAAGCCAGCCAAACCAAAGGCUCCAGAAACAAAGGUCCACAAGAUCAUUGAAAACCUUCGAAAUAUUGUCAAGCGAGGCAAUUACAUGGAACAGUUGUUGGGCAAAGCUUUGCUCAACAUCAUCGACAUAGGUGGACAGCCUGCCUUUUUAGAGAUGCUUCCAUUUUUGAGCAAGGGCCCGGGGAUGUUUCUCGCUUUCUUCCCUCUCGAUAAAGAUCUCGACGAGCUUUAUGAAGUUUCUUACGAACGUGACCAAGACAAAAUCACCCCCUACCAAGCAAAGUAUACGAUUCGAGAGACCCUCUCCCAAAUUCUUUCAGCCAUCAGCCAUCACGUCACAGUUGAUUCGGAUCUUGAUUCCGAGAUUGCCGAUAAAGUUGAACAUUUCCGAAAUCUUCAGGCUGUCGUGAGUCUAGUGGGCACUUACCAAGACAAGUUAGAAAUUCAAGCCAAGACAGAAGUCGUUCAGGCAAAACUCAAGGUGAAUUACCCGGGUCUUGACGAAAGCACCCUGGGAGCCGCAAUACAGCUGAUUCUGGAGGUGCAGCAAGAAGUUGAAUCUGAGCAGAAGGUGGAGGAGAUCUUUUUCGAAUUAGAGGCAGAGGUUGGCAAGCAGCUAGAAUUGGAUUCAUUUUCAAAAAACCUAGUGGAACAUAUGGAGCAAAAAGCAAAGGCGAAGGCUACCACUGAAAAACAGCAGAAACCACCCACACCACAAGAGGAUACCGAAUUGCAAAGCAAAGUGGAAGUUCUCGAGAAAGCUCUACCUCCUGAAAUCAAGAACAGAUUCACAACCAAUAUUCAACUUCUGCUCCAGAUGAAGCAAUGUAACGAAACCCUCUCCAAGCUAGCAAGUGCAGUUGAUCAGUUGAGCACAGAUUCUACCAUUCAAGCCGAAACUGAAAAGCGUUUGCAGGAAAAACUCCAAGAGAAGCACGAAGCCUUAUCCACCAUUACUUCACAUUUUGGUGAUGUCAUCAGCCACCCAGAUGACAGUCACUUCUUCUCUGUGGACAACUUCAAUGGCACAGAUGCUGACAUUGAUCCGAUUCGUGAACACCUUCAAACAGUAUUUGACACGUUUUUUGAAGAUGCCAAUCUCCGGAUUCGCCCUGUACAGCUCCUUUUUGGGGUUAUUCUGAGAAAAGAAUUUGAAAUUGCGACGAUGGAAGAGUGUAUUCAGAUUGGCAAAGCAUUGCAGAUGGAUGAAGAGGAGGUGAAGUUCACCAUUUGGUAUUUGCACCAGUGUGUGGGGGCCCUUCUCUAUUACCCUGAUAUCGAGGACAAGGAGUCUUACUUCAAAAACCGUGUCAUCUGCAGCCCCAAUGUUGUCUUCAACAGCAUCAGUCUCCUGAUUGUCGAAUCUCUUCUAUCUCUACACUCGACUGAUAGGAAGUGUCGUUUCACUGCUGCCGAGAUCAAGAGGUGGCAAGAACUGGGGCAAUUCUCGAUUGCUACGAUUAAACGCUGCUGUUCUAGUUUGAACAAGGCAAAAGUGAAGGAAGGUGAUUUGAUCCCGGUCGACAAGCUUGUGAAGUUGCUUGAGCAUGUCAGUCUCCUUGCACCCAUAGUUGGUAAAGGUCCCCAGCCAGUCUACUUCAUGCCAGCUAUCCUCGAGUGUGCCUCAAAAGAAGAGCUUUCAAAUGCUCCUGCCAUCGACUCCAAUACACCCUCUCCAAUCAAGAUCACCUUCGAGUCUGGCUAUGUGCCCAUUGGUGUCUUCUGUGCCAUGAUCAGCAAGUUGGUUUCCGAGGGACAAAAAAUAAUUUUGGGGCUGAAAUGGAAUCUGCGAGAAUCUCGUGUCAAGAGAAAUCUAGUUUCUUUCAAUGUCAAUAGUGCCGAACACCACAUCACGCUGGUAGCCCACGCCGACUGUUACGAGAUUCGAAUCACCAGAAAAUAUGAUUGUGACAUGCAUGAUCUCUGCUCCUAUGUGCUGACUACCGUCCUGUAUGUGAUGAGCGGAAUUAGCAAGAAGAUCGAGCCGAUUAUUGCAUUCGAUUGUCAGUGCCCAAAGCAUCAAAACGCUGAAGAAAUGAGUUUGUGCCAGUUGAUGGAGGGUCACAGUCCUUUCUUUCAGUGUGGGGAUGAUCGUAUUUUUCUACUACCACAUCAGGAAUGUUGGUUUGCAAAGGAAGUUGAGUUGAAUGAGGAAGCUGUUCUUGAUGCCCUCCCCUUUACUAACCCUGGUGUCACAAGCCUCUCCUUCGAGUGGACCAAAAAUAGCAAGAUGGUGGCAGAUAAAUCAGUGCUCACUGUGGACAAAGUGACGAGGGAUCAUUGCGAUGGGUUCUACACUUGUGAAGUAUCCAAGAACAAGCAGCUCUGCUUCAAAGUGCACCACUGCUUGAGAAGUAUCAGUGAGCCCACAGCUACAGGUGGUGACAUAACUUUCUAUGCUGUCAAAAUUGCUACUUGGGAUGCUCGUGCAAAGUGGGAUUUCCUGGCCUCUAACUUGGGUGUAGAUAAUGGAACUAUUGAUAGUAUCAGAGAGACUAACUACAAUAACACGGAGAAGUGUUUUGUUGCAAUGCUGAAGGCCUGGUUCAGGAAGGGAUCUCCGAGCUGGUCGGUCAUGGUGGAGGCUUUGAGAGCCCCCAGUAUGGAGAGGGAAGACCUAAUUUAUAAGAUAGAGAAUAAACACCACUAACUAAAUUAGUUUAGCAGCGUAAAAAGUGUUGUUAUUUAGCUCACGUUUUGUAUCCUUUUUACAUGUAGCUAUAUAUAUCCAAAGAAUUUUUUACGAACCACA